AUGCCACACGCAGAUUCCGCUUUCGUACCCUCAGAUAUUCAGACAAAGUGUGAAUUUUGGAACCAUGUCCAUGAUCAGUUGCAGGGUUUACUUGAAGGACAGCGGAAUUGGAUUUCGAAUCUUGCUAAUGCCUCCGCUCUAAUAUACAAUGCGCUGCUCGCCUUCCCCGCACAUUUUGGUCCCGGGAAUAGAGCCGUCAACUGGUGCGGAUUCUACAUCGAUUCUGCCUUUUUUCCUGCUGCGCACGAUCUCGAUCAGUCCGGAAAGUUAUUGCUUGGGCCAUUCUGCGGCAAGCCCGCUUGCCAAUUCAUCAACAUUACGCCAGGGAAGGCUCGGGGGGUAUGCGCCGAUGCUUAUCUUCGCCGGGAGACUAUACUCGUACCCGACGUAGAGCGGUAUCCUGGUCAUAUAGCAUGUGACGGGGAGACCAAAAGCGAGAUCGUAUGCCCAUUACUUCUCGAGCAAGGUGACAAGCAGAUCGCCGUAGGAGUCUUCGACCUGGAUUGUCUGGCGCUCGAGGGUUUUGAUGAGGAAGACAAGGCGGGCCUAGUGAGGUUAGCGGACCUGGUGGUCAAAGCAUCCGAUUGGUAG
Gloeophyllum trabeum ATCC 11539 is the source of this 591-nucleotide messenger RNA. RefSeq names its product GAF domain-like protein. Gene Ontology annotation, cellular component: cytosol. The transcript has 4 exons. Gene Ontology annotation, molecular function: L-methionine (R)-S-oxide reductase activity. The record is from RefSeq and is a predicted model, not a curated record. Lineage: Eukaryota; Fungi; Basidiomycota; Agaricomycetes; Gloeophyllales; Gloeophyllaceae. The coding region runs from base 1 to 591 and encodes 196 amino acids.